Messenger RNA from Trichogramma pretiosum, 504 nucleotides. RefSeq lists its product as uncharacterized. The record is from RefSeq and is a predicted model, not a curated record. The annotation marks the transcript as partial. Lineage: Eukaryota; Metazoa; Arthropoda; Insecta; Hymenoptera; Trichogrammatidae. The transcript has 3 exons.
UUCCAUCAAGAGCGGAUGGAGGCAUGAAAAAAAUAAAAAAAGGGGUUAUCCCUUCAAAAAACUUACCACAAACUUUAGUGACUGAAAGAAAGAAAAACCGACAAUUGAUCAAAGAGCGUUUGGAAAGAGCCCGACAAAGAUCGAUUAAAAAACAGAGUACAGACAUAUUGAUAGAAGAAAACCAAGACAUUGAAAAAAAUGCAGAGGAUUCGUCUGAAGAUUUUCAAUUACAACAACAAGAAAAUGAUCCUGUUGCUGACGAAACUGAACAAUUUGAGCAAGAUGUAUAUCAACCAUGGAAAAUAGAUAAAGAAACUAGUACAGAAUCAGUAUUGAAAGUGGACAAAGGAACUUGCACAGAUGUAGUGGAGGAACCAUCAAUAGUGCAUAAACUUAUAGAUAGUGAUGAGGCUCUAGUUGCAGAGUUAGAAGCCUUAAUGAAAUGUGUUAAAGUUCUUCGCUCAAAUUUCAAAAUAAGAUCUGUUCGGUUACCUAUCAAAGAUG